This is a messenger RNA of Echinostoma caproni, 6681 nucleotides long. Lineage: Eukaryota; Metazoa; Platyhelminthes; Trematoda; Plagiorchiida; Echinostomatidae. The record is from the annotation of a GenBank genome assembly.
AUGACCGAACAGAUCCCGUUCCAUAGGACGUCAACCGUAAGACGUACGGUAAACCGAACCGGAUCUGUUGGCCCCGGGGAUAGUGUCGGUGUGAGUGCACUAGCCGCCUCCACUGCGUUACAACAUCAGGCUAGUGUUCGAAGAACUUCGGUUAUGCAGCGGUUUGUGGGCGAAAUUGAAUUCACUGGUUUAAAUCAAACAGCAAAAUUCUGCAAACUGGAUGGAAGCACAACCGAUCAGGUGAUACGUGACUUGCUCAAACGAAAAUGGGGUUUGAAGCCACCCACAUUGAUCAUCACAGUGUUUGGAACGGAUUUCGAGAAGAAAAGAAAACUAAAGAUGAUCUUCAAGAAAGGGUUGUGGAAAGCUGCUGAAAGCGGUUGCUGGAUCGUAACCGGUGGGUUCCACUUGGGCGUGAUGAAACUCACAGGUGAGGCUGUGCGUGAUUACACAGACGCCUACGGUGGAAAUCGUAUGAUGGCGUUUGGUGUGGCCAGCUGGGAUUGUGUGACCAAAAACGAAAUAUUGGAAGCUGCAUUGCACGAGGGCACAGCUGUUUAUCAGUCAGAAGAGGACGAAGAAGAACAGGACGAGAGUGAUCGCGGUGUCGCGGGGCCUGGUGGGGCAACGGGAAAUAAAACUGUCCGAAGUGAUGUGGAAGAACGCGCAUUGGAUCCGAAUCACAACUUUUUCAUUCUAGUUGACAGUGGUGUAUCGGAUCAAGCCAAAGGCAAAGAAGCGGAAUUGCGCGCGCGGUUCGAGCGAUGCAUUUCACAAUGGAGUUGUGCCACACCGGCACUGGAUCAGAGUAUGGGUGGAACGGGGGGCGCUGGAGGAACUGCACCUACAUCUGCCGGCAUCACUUCAAGCACCCAACUCCAGCAGCAGACUCAGUCUGGAAGUAAUUUGAAUAACCAGUCGUCCACUCUGUUACAACGAGAGGGCAGUACUCGCGUAUCUGUAGCACCACAACCUGGUUCUGGGGUCAAUCUAAGUUCGAGUUCGGUGGGUAAAACCCAAGUUGCACCAGGAACGGUUUCCUCCACAGCACUGGCAACCCAGCGCACGGCUGCUGAGCAAAUUUCCGCCAGUCAGGGAACGGGAAUGCGUACUGCAGGCGAGAAAAGCCUGCCGGACGUUAGCAAACCACAAAAGUCCGGAAAAUCGGUGGGGAGUGAGGAGGAAGUUCUGGUACCGAUGUGUGGUUUGGUUGUCGGGGGAGACAGAUUCACGUUACGGCAAGUAUAUUGCUCCAUGAUACAAAACCGCUGUCCGAUUGUCGUGACAAAGGGUACUUCUGGUGCCGCUGAUGUAAUAGCGUUUGGUCUGGACGCCGCAAACAAAAUGGCGACCGAAGAGGCGGUGGAUGACAAGGAGCCAGUUCCGUUGGAAAAUCGAAUCGAAUCAAUUAUCGAAGAAUUCCUUAGUGACAUGCACCCGGAUUGUUCAAACUACACGGAAGAAGUGAACAUGCUCAGCGAGAUUAUCAACGAUUACAGCAAUCUGGUGUCGGUAUUCGAUAUGGAAGAAGACUCCGAUCUCGAUGGUUAUGUGAUCUCGUCGCUGCUGGCCAGUGCGGGGUCUACGGUUGCGUCUGAUCAGAUCAACUUAGAACAGCUAGAAAUUACGUUGACCCUGAACAGAGCUGACAUUGCUCGAGAGAAAAUAUUUCUUGAGAAUAAAAAGUGGAAGAAAGGUCAACUGAACGAUUACAUGUACCACGCGUUGAUGAGUGACCGUCACGACUUUGUCAAACUCUUCCUCGAACAAGGUUUUAGUUUGGAAGAAUUUCUCACCGUCUACAUGCUGGAAAAACUGUAUACGGAUCAGUUGAAAAAUCUGCAAAGCUCUAAAGUGGCACUUCGUGAUGUGGGCAAAGUGAUCAAAGCACUGGUUGGGGAUUUCUAUCAUCCGCUGUAUUUGAGCAAAGAAUUCCAAGCGAAACUGAUGCCAGAUAAACAACUCGAAGGCGCCGUCCGAGACAAGCUGCUCGGAUCUCGUCGCAGCCGACCUAGCCAUGAUUCCGGUAGCCAGUCGGAUAGCACGUACUCCAAUGCCGGGGCCAUCAGCCCACGAACUUUGGGUCUGAAAGAACGUGUCCGAUUUAUCGACCACGGGGAUGAGGGCAGUGUGGAUGGGUUUUCUGAUCCACCCGGACCUGACUCUGGGUUUCAGAAUCCGGCAUUUCUUGAACUGGACCAACAGCAGCAGCAUUUAUUGUAUCAUCGCUAUCAACAAGAAGAACACGAGGAGGAGGAUGUAGAGAAGGAAGAGAGUAAGGCUGAAGAUGUGAUCCACAAAUGGUGCAUGUUUAGCUACGGCCAGACUGCACGGAACGCUAUCCGGCGAGGUGCUACCAGUGGUGAAGCGGGACCAUCAGAUCUGGACGAGGCUGAUAAAUCCAGACCUGAGACCAAUGGAAAGGCACAAAGAGGAGUAAAAGGGGGACCGUUGCGCCAAGACAGUAAGGACUCAGAUGAGUUCUAUCCCAGUCGCGGUUUGCCUCGCAGUUCUACAACGGUGACCACGGUGAGUGGAGAGGUACUUCUGCCUGCGUCAAGUCCUAGCAAAGGAGCAGCAACACAUGAAGCGGGGUUUAGUCGUGGCAGAGCAUCCAGGGAUCGAACACAAGGAGGAGCUCCACCACCCUAUGAUAAUAAUGGGGCUGCCUCAGCAUCGUCUUAUGUCAGAUCCAAUGUUCACGUGACCGGUGUAAGGGCGGCCAGCCAAAAUCGAGCUGUGAACAAUGCGUCAACUCGUUUACGAUAUACACGUCGACGACCAUCUUUAGAGAACAUGUACGAUAUACCGAUCCCCGGUCAACCACUGGUCUACAACGCCACCGUUGCCAAUGUGAUGCGGGUGGGUCACGAAUCUCGAGGUACUUACACCAGUUUGGGACCGGGGCAUGUACGCAUGACCGGCCGCGCCCCGCUAGCACAUGACCCAGUCACAUCGGCCGAAGCAUCUAGUGUGCGAGUCUCUCUAGGUCAAGUGAGAAACGAGCAUUUUCGCGGUUCACCAGAUAACGUGGCCGAACAUCAGAUUGCUACAUACACACCCCGCCACUGCUCAGAAACCUCACACUCUACGUUGGCCUUGGAUUUUACCGGUAAACCCAGUCGUUCUUGUCUGUCUGCCUGUUGGCACUGGUUGACAUCAACUUGUAGCCAUAUAUUCCGACGCAACAGACGCAAGGACGGGGAUAAACUGCGUAAUGUUAUGCAACAAAUGCACCAGCACCAGCAGCAACAACAGGGACAGGGGCAACAACCGGGAAUCAAAGGUCCCAGGGAGUUUGCUACUCUUCGAGCUAUGGCAGCCCUAGCCGCAGCCACGGCAGCUACGGCUGUGGCUGAUCCGACAAAGGCCGCGCAUGGAGAUGAAGAGCAAACGAAAGCAAUUCAGUUGGAUCGGCCAGCUAGAGAAUUACUGAUCUGGUCAAUUUUGGUCGGCAAAUUACGUAUGGCUGAGUUAUUUUGGACUAUGGAAAAGGAACCGAUCGCCGGAGCUUUACUCGCUUCUAUUCUACUCACUUCGUUGGGCAAUAAAACGGACGACUUCACGGACAAAGAGGAUUACCGGAGCUUUGCAAAGAAUUUUCAGGAACGCGCUGAAGGUGUACUAAAUGAAUGCUACCGCGAAGAUGAACAUCGAACUCAACUGAUAAUCAACCAUGAACUGACGUACUACGGUCGUAGCUCAGUGAUCAAGCUGGCAGCUGAGGGUCAAAGCAUCAAAUUCAUGGCUCAUCCUUGCUGUCAAGACUUUUUAACGAAUACGUGGAGUGGAAAUCUGUCUACAAAGAACAGUGUCUUUCGAUACUUUUUGGGCAUAAUAUGCGGACUGACAAUGCCGUUUCUCAUUCCAAAAAUCAUCCUUGCCAAACCGAAAGCUCAGCCAGUCGGCGAGGAAGAAGAGGCCACUGGACAUCCAGAAACUGCGCCAGCAACUACAGAGGAGCCAUCCACCACGACACUGUUGGGUGGAGGUAGUAUUGGCAAGCAGAGUCUCCGGAAAAGUUUUCACGCUAGUACAAGGGAAUAUUUUCAACAAAUUCGAGACUUCUACAUGGCCCCGGUAAUACGAUUUGUGUACAAUACGAUUUCCUAUGUAACAUUUCUGGCUCUGUUCAGUUAUCUGCUUUUGGUGGAUUUCAAGAUUGAAAUAUCCGUUGUUGAGUACAUUGUGAUUGCUUGGGUUAUCACGCUAUUCAUUGAAGAAAUCAAACAAGCUGUGCUAUCGGGAAUCAGUUUUUCCACCUACAUCUCAGAUGGGUGGAACAAACUGGAUUGCGCCGGACUGGGUUUGUUCAUAGUAGGUUUCAUACUCCGCCUGAUUGUUCUCGUUCGGACCGGGAAUGACCAGCCGUUGGACUCAGUGCACGAACGUUACUAUAUUCUAACGGAUCCGUUUCUCGAUGUGUCUCGGACUUGCUUGGCAAUCAGUCUGUUCGUGUUCUACACGCGUCUGAUGUACACCUUUAGCUUUCACAUUGCUCUCGGGCCAAAACUUAUCAUGAUCGGGAAAAUGGUCACAAACGACUUGAUCCCUUUCAUGAUCAUUUUGACGGUGAUCAUGGUCGGUUAUGCGGUUGCAGCUCAGUCUAUCGCGUAUCCAAAUGGAUUGUAUACAAAAGAGAACAUGACUUUGGGCACUGAUACCAAACAUAUGGGAUUCUCUGAUAUUAUAUUCGCCAUGUACACAACGUCGUAUUUUCAAAUGUUUGGUGACUUCAGUUUGGAUACACUUCAAGGAGAAGAUCGAAUGUGCCAAAAUCAAAUGUGUCCAACAAAAACCGCCCGAUGGCUUGUCCCAAUUAUGCUUGGAUUCUACGUGUUGCUGACCAAUAUCUUGAUGUUCAACUUGCUGAUUGCCAUGUUCUCAAAAACCUACGAAGAAAUAGAGAGCGCUUCGACUUACUAUUGGAACUAUCAACGCUACCAGAUGAUCAACGAUUAUGUACACCGCUCACCCUUGGUCCCACCAAUCAUCAUCUUUUGGCACUUCUAUGAGGCAUAUCGAGCAAUCGGAAAUCGAUGCGCCAGUCUAAGAAGUCACGAAAAUAUAAAGCACAAUCCAUUUUGUGUUCGCUUUACCGAUAUUAAAAAAGAAAGGGAGAUGGUCAAAUGGGAACAUAUGAAAGCAAUGGACUAUUUGCGAGAGCCCUCCACUAAGGCUAGUGGGAAACGAGGUGUGGCAGAAUCGCGGGCGGUUGUCUUUCGUGGUGGAGGAGCUGGCCCCGGGCAAGGCCCAGUUAUGGACUUGAAGAGUGAAAUGUCCAGUGUGACUGAGGGAAUCGGAAUGGAAUUGGAAAAACGAUUCAAAGAAAUUGAUAGUCAAUUUCAACGAUUCAACGAUGUGGAUUCUCGUUUAAAUGAUGUUACCCAAAUGCUGUCCAAUUUGAGCGAGGUUGUACGAUCGGUGACAGAAACACAGCAGCGAAUUAUCAAACAGAUCAGCGAGUUGCCCACGUGUCAGUGCAACGAGUUGAGUGAUGAGGUGAUCCCAGCCGCACCGGGUGAGACAGGAACCGCGUCUAGGGAGGUUCGCAAGCGGACGAAAUUGGAAAUAGCAGUACAGUCUGCUCUGGAAGCAGCUAAAGAUGUUCUCCGACCACCCACUCCCCCUCCACCACCACCUCCACCACCUCCACCGCCAAGAGAAUCACCGGUACUGUUAGCUGCCCCCAUACCCGGUUCAGAGGAUGACUCCAGCGGAUCGGAAGAAGGUGGGGAUCCGAAAUCAGAUCCCUUCACCGUCCCCGAUGUAACGGACAAUCGCACCGGUCGCGUCAUCGAACGAGUGAUUAACGCACAUCGGCUUUGGCGAAUUGCACCAUUUAAUUUUGAAAAAUACCCGGGAAUGAGAAUGAAUGUGCCACCGGAAAAAAUGGCCUGGACGACCGAAUAUCCAGACUACUUUGCCUACGAUGCAUGUGAAGAAGUGCUCCUGUUUCCAAACGAAGAGGCACAUGAUGGAGAGAAUGAAAAGUUGCGUAGCAUGAAUUUCAAUCAGUACGAUCCGAAGGCGAAAUUGCGACGUCAAAGUUUGCUCGGACGUUAUCGACUGGACCCGACCACUGGGGCCCCAUUAAAUCCGAUGGGUCGAACUGGGCUGUUGGGCAAAGGCCUGCUACCCCGUUGGGGCCCGAAUCACUCGAUUGUUGUCUGCAUCACACGCUGGUCGAGAGAUGCACGUACAGGAAAUCAGAUAACACGAAGCAAUCGCAGUGUGCUUCAGUACAUUGCCCUAGAACGGAACAAACGACUUUGCAUUCCAUGGUACUUGACGGAUCAUUCAAAUCAGUGUGAUUUUGAUGUCUGCGUACCGAAAUUGAUCAGUAGCUUCAUCACACGUCGGGCCAGAGCCAACCUACCAGAACGACGUGUGGACCGAUUGUUGAAGAAGUUGGACAAAGCUGAUGUGACCCAAAUCUUCAAGGGUUACUUGGACGAUCAACUGAAUGCAGACAGUGCGUGGACCGAGACCGUGGUAAUCAAUAUUCAUGAGGGCGGAAGUAAAGGAGCCUAUUUGAACGAUACGUUCCUCAAGAUUUUCAACGAGCCGAAUACGGGAGAACAGGCCCGAUGGAUGGAGGUCUCCCAGAGCAGCAAUCUCAGAACUAGCCACAACUAUAUUCUUAAAAGUGUGGCAGAAAACAAGAACGCAUUCUAUUAG